AUGAAGAUUGCAACAAUCUUCACCAUUAUCGGAGCCCUGGCGGCUCCGGCUGCAGCCCUCCCGCAGUACGGCAACUUUAUGGGCGACGCAGUUAGCAGCGGCGCCACUUGGGUCGCCGCCGAACCGUCGUUGGCUGAUGCCGCGGACACUGCUGCAGCAGCCGCGGCCACAGCAAACGGAACCGGCGUUGCGGAUGCUGGUGCGGUAGCUCCUGUCCCCACCAACGGUUCUGCACACCACGGCCACGGUUCGUGUGGCUCCAAGGGCUCCAAGCACCACACCCCCUCCAAGGGAGGCAACGCUCCCGUACCGACGCCUGUUGUCGGCUCCUCUGCGGCCGGUGGCUCGACCACGCCCAUGUCGGAUUCGACAGACACAGUCCCCACUCCGACUGAUGCCGCCGGCUCGCCAGCCGUGACGUUGGCGAACGACUCUCCUCCCGUUGUGGAGACCUACGUUGCCAAUCCCACAGAUGGCUAUGGCCAGCAGGCCACUGCGGACAUUCAAUCUACCGCCGUGUCCACUGACGCCGCCGCCUCGACUGGCGCUGCCUCAGGCGGCGCGUCUGGCUCGCCGACCCUCCCUGUCGACUCCCAGAACAACAAGAUCACAGCCAACCCCUCUGCCGAGGACAUUGCCGGAACUUCGGACGCCAGCAAGUGGGUUGUCAGUUACUACAACCAGUGGCGCAAGGAGUUUGGUGCGGGCGAGGUCGUUUGGAACGCCACGCUCGCCCAGGAUUCGGCCGACCACACCAAGGCAUGCAACAUGUCCCACCAAGGCGAUGACAACCUCGCGUGGAUGUGGGCAAGCGGCACUGCCCCCGACUUUGCAGUCUCAGGCAACCUCGACGGCUGGGCCAGCGAGUGGAAGGACUACCCCUUUGACAAUCCCGCUGCCAACGCGUACUCGCACUUCACCGAGAUGGUCUGGAAGGGCACCACCCAGAUCGGUUGCUCCUGGAACGUCGACUGCGACCCCACCAAGGGCGACCUUGGUGACGCCAUGCACUCGAUGGUAUACUUUACCUGCAAGCACUUCGUUGCGGGCAACAUGUUGGGCGCGUUCGGCGAGAACGUGGGCAAAUUCGUUGGCAGCUAA
Apiotrichum porosum is the source of this 1101-nucleotide messenger RNA. RefSeq lists its product as uncharacterized. NCBI's taxonomy places the organism in Eukaryota, Fungi, Basidiomycota, Tremellomycetes, Trichosporonales, Trichosporonaceae. The transcript has a single exon. The coding region runs from base 1 to 1101 and encodes 366 amino acids. The record is from RefSeq and is a predicted model, not a curated record.